UUUUUCCUUUGGGAGUAUUUCAAUCGUAAAAGUCGAUGAUGAUUUUUCAUACAAUUUUAGUGAUGGUUUUAUAUUCAAAUCUUGUAUCAUCAACAGACAUCGAAGAUUCAACAGAACAAUACGAAAGAGUUGCUAAAGGCUCUCCUGUUCCCGAAGGCGCAUAUCCUUUCUUCGUUUCUAUCCAAAAACCAGAUCCCAAUAGCACAACGGGAUACACGCACAGAUGUGGUGGAUCCUUAAUAUCAGCACAAUUCGUGGUAACAGCAGCUCAUUGUCUUGUAGAUACUGAGCAUGUUCGUGAAUAUCGUGUUUUACCCAACUAUCGAAAUACACCGUUUAUUCAUCCAACCGAUCGGACAUUCAAAAUCCCGUAUCAUGUGAUCCAUCCAGGUUACAAUCUUACAGGUCCAAAAAAUAUCAAACAUGACAUCGCUGUUUUACUGUUGGACCAACCUGAUCCUCGGCCUAAUGCAAUUAUUAGACUACCCUUUGUUGAAAUUCCUCUUCAGGAACCAGUUACAUUGAUCGGCUUUGGUAAAAUUGAAACCCAAGCUUAUCCGGGCGCAUUGCGAUCAGCAGUUUUAUUCAGAAAGUCUGAUCAAGAGUGUGUGGCUGAAAAUAAAGGGAUACAUUACUUUCCAGUUUUCAAUCUUUGUACUUCUAAUGUCAAUGGAUCCGGUUCAUGUUUUGGUGACUCAGGUGGACCUUUGUUUUUGACAGUAGAUAACAUUCAUUAUAUCCAAGGUGUUGUUGCUAGUUCAUAUCCGCCCUGUGGAUCGUAUCAUAUAACUAAUUUCGCAAGUGUUUUUGGACAUAUGGAUUUCAUUCAUCAGGCUAUUUCAUAUUUAAAUUUUUUUAAUCAAAUUUCAAAUCAACAUAAUAAAGGCCAAUUUCAAAUGAAGGAAGUGAAGGAAAUGCAAAAUAAAGAGUAAAAGUAGGAAA
Molecule: messenger RNA, 942 nt
Organism: Tetranychus urticae (two-spotted spider mite)
Lineage: Eukaryota; Metazoa; Arthropoda; Arachnida; Trombidiformes; Tetranychidae
Product: chymotrypsin-2-like
Biological process (GO): proteolysis
Molecular function (GO): serine-type endopeptidase activity
Source: RefSeq, a predicted model, not a curated record